CAAUAUCCAAAUCAAACAUAACCUCACUUUAAAAACGUGUUGCACGUGGAUUUAUUUUGUAUAUUUAUUUAGGAAUGUUUAAUUCCUUUAAUUAAUUAUUCACGGAUUAUUAGUACUAAAAAAUUUUACUAAAAUCGGUUUCUUUGAUUUUUCAAGAUGACUCAGAAGGAUUUUCCCCGUGGUGGAAAGAAACCCUUAGUUGCACCCUCGACAAAAUCUAUAUUAUUCGAGAAGAAUAAUCUGAUAAAGGCGAGGAAAAUUAAAACGAAAAGAACCUCAAAGAAGAGUAACGAUGAGGAGACACUUAUUGCAUCCAGGGCACAAUCGUUAACGUUUUCAAAUAUAUGCGAGGGAAUGGUGAUAUUAGGAAGAGUACACUUAGUCAGGGAUUACGAUUUAAUUAUAUCUCUACCAGGACGUUUAACUGGACGUGUAAAAGUCACCGAUAUCAGUGAAUCCUACACAAAUCUAUUGCAAAACGUAGUCAAAUCGGAAGGCGAUUCUCUAUCAGAAUUUAGGACCCUGGCGGAAUUAUUCAGUCCAGGAGACAAUGUGAUCACUUACGUUAAAGCUCUCGGCGAAGAAAAUUGGCGAAUUUCUUUAUCCUUGGAACCGAAUUUAAUUAAUCAGAAUCUAAGUUCCAGUUCAAUCACCAAUAAAUCGAAAAUUAUUUGCUCAAUAAGCAGCGUUGAGGAUCAUGGUUAUGUUCUUGAUACUGGAAUUCCAAAUUGUCGUGGAUUUUUAUCGAAAACGGACAUUGAGGAUCGUCAUAAUUCUAUUUACUUUCCGGGAAAACAAAUAAUGUGCGCCGUGAAGAAUGCAAAAAGUUCCGACAAUUCAUCGAUAAUAACUCUCACAACGAAGGAUAAAUAUUUACAAACAGUAAUGGAACAUAUAAAAUAUCUCGAUAGUUUAUUGCCUGGAAUGCAAAUGACUCUAAGCAUAACAAAAAUUCUUCCAAAUGGACUACAAGUUUCCUAUAAUGGUGACAAAAUUGGUUAUAUCAAUCAAAUCCACUUACCGAAAACUCUCUCCAAUUAUACUCCAGGUUUAGAGGUCGAUGGAACAUUAUUGUACAUUAUUCCAACAGUUAAAUUUGCAUUUUUUACUCUACUGAAGCAAAUUCCAGAAAAAGCGCAUAUAAUAAAAGGCGAAAUUAUCAAUGGACGUGUUUCAUAUCAAGAAUCAAGUGGAAUUAUUCUCAAAUUGGGAAAAGAUCUCAAAGGCCUGAUACCAUAUAAAAGAACCCAUGUUCAUUCGAAUAAAAUUAAAGAAACUUUUCUACCAGAAUCGGAUCAUAAAUGUCGAGUACUCACCUACGAUCUUAUGGAUCGUGUUUAUAUUUGUUCGACAGAGAAGAAUAUUUUGGAAGCAAGUCAUUUUUCGAUUGAAAGUUUCGUUCAUGGCGAAAAAGUCGAUGUUAUCGUCGAUGAAAUAAAUCGUGAAACUGGAUUUGUUAAGGUCUCCAGUGAUAGAAUUGUGGGAACAAUUCCUCCUUAUCAUACAUCGGAUAGUGAAAAAUUAAGUUCAAAAUUGAAAGUCGGCGAUAAAGUGAAAGCUAAGGUUUUGAGUAAUGUCAAUAAAAAAUUGACAUUUACAAUGAAACCUCUUCUAAUCAAUAGUAAUUUGCCAAUUUUUGAUGAUAUUCACCAAGCUGAGGUUGGAUGUCAAUAUCAAGGGACAGUGCGUCAAAUUACAGAGAGGGGAAUUUUGGUAAAAUUCUUCGGCGAGUUGGCCGGAUGGGUUCCUCUAUCUUUUCUUGAACCGCAAUUAAUUUCGAGAAAAUGGAAUCAUUUUGUAGGCGAAGUGGUAACAGUAACAAUUAAGAACAUCGAUCUUGUGAAUAAUCGACUAACUUUGAAAAUCGUUAAGGAAAUUAAGAAAAAAAUGUCCUUUAAAGUCGGCGAAAGUGUAAACGGUGCGGUCCUCAAUUCAUCGACAGAGGGAAUACAGGUAAAAAUUACGAAAGACGAUUCGGAAGCAAUUGGAUUUAUACCUUCAGGACACAUUGCACCAUGUCCCGAACUGGGAAAUUUACUCGCUUCAAAAUCAAUUCCAGGGGAUAAAAUUUCUGCCCUUGUUUUUUCAACCGCUCCCGCAUUACUUUUGAGUGUAUCCUUCGUUCCCCAAGCGGGUAUUUCAUUCAAAAAUUUAAAACCGAAUUCGACAAUUCUCUGCUCGGUGAAAAAUGUCACAAAUGAUGUUUGUCGGGUAACAUUACCCAUUGACAACUUUUUUGGCAAAGCUGAAGUGAAGAAGAAUUUUUUCGACAGUGGAAUUCGGGAGAAUCAAAUUCUUUUCAGUAAAGUUCUGUCAAUUGAUAAGGAGGCGAAAAAAGUGAGUGUAUCGACACGUCUUCAUGAUUUAUGGAAAGUAUCAACGGAAACAAUGUCAGCUAUCGAUACACUCGGUAUUUAUUUAUUAAAAACGAAGGAAUUAUCCGAGAAGGAUUAUUUCAAAACACGGCCCAUAUCGUCGGUGAAACUAGGACAAAAAGUCGAUGGAACUGUCGAAACAAUUACCGAGCAUGGUUUAGUGUUAAAAUUAAAGAAAAAUCUAAAGGCAACCGUUCGUAGGGAACAUUAUCAAGGCGGGGUGAAAAUUGGCGAUAAGGUUAAAGGAGUCGUACUCUGGAUCAAUUUCAUCUAUGAACUGUUGGAAGUUACAUUGUUACCACACCUUGUCUCGUCGAUCAGUGUAAAUCAAACUCGAUUUCAAAAAUUACCACUCGAAACAAAAUUACGUGGUACAAUUAUUCUUAUAACAAAUUGGUUUCUUAUUGUUCUUGUCAAAGGAGAAUAUAAAGGAGGAUUUGUUGUCAUGCCUACGAGAUUACAUUUGAAUGAUUUGAAUCCGGAUUUAUCGACCUACAAGAUCGGUCAAAAGGUACGAUGCUUUGUCGUACUGAACAGCUGUAAUUCGUUAAAUAUCUGCCUACCGAAAUCAGUCUUCGAGGCGAAAAAAUGCUCCAUUAAUAAACAUGUUUUCGAAAGGUUACUCCCGAUCAAAGACGAUUCGAAACAGAAAGAUCAACAAGUUUCGAAAAAGAGAAAAAUAUCACUCUCGAUCGAUUCGAAGGAGAAAGACGAGGAGGAAAAGAAGGUAAAACGAAAAAUAGAUGGAUCGACACUAGGGCAAGAGGUUUCUCAGAAGAAACGAAAGAAGCAAGAAGUAAAGAAAGAAGAAGAAGAAGAAGAACAAAUUUUGAUGCAAGUUGAAGAAAAUACCGAACUAACACUCCCCGAAUGUGGAUUUUAUUGGGACAAAAUGCCAAGUUUGACGAAUCAAAAAGAAGAAACCUCGAGUGAAAGUGAAAACGAUGGGGAAAUUCAGGAGCAAUUGAAGCAAAAGAAGAAGAAACUCACAGCCGCCGAGCGUAGAGAACAGGAACGAGAAAAAGAGAGGGAAAUUCGUGAACGAGAAGAAGCAUUGGCGGCCACUGAUCAUAUGCCAAAAUCUGUUGAUCAAUUUGAUAGACUAGUGCUCGGUAGUCCAGAUAGUUCUUUAAUUUGGUUGCAGUACAUGGCCUAUCAUUUGCAAGCAACUGAAGUCGAGAAGGCACGAGCCGUUGCUAAACGUGCCGUGAAGACGAUAAAUUUCCGCGAAGAGGACGAGAGACUAAAUGUAUGGCAAGCUUGGCUGAAUCUAGAGAUUAAAUUUGGCAAUACAGAAUCAUUGAAUGACGUUCUUCAUGAAGCUGUCCGCGUGAAUGAUGCGGCGAAAAUUUAUUCUCACAUGCUCACUGCCUAUUGUGAGGCCGGCAAGCAAAUUGAAAUGGAAAAAAUCGUUAAUAUGAUUGUGAAAAAAUUCAAGGAUCAACCGGAAAUGUGGAUCAAGUGCGGAGCUGUUCUACUCAAAGUUGGAUUGAAAGAUAAAUCACGAUACAUUAUGCAAAGAGCUAUUCAAUCUCUACCUGCAUCCGAGCAUGUGAAUUUGAUUGUAAGAUUCGCCAAUAUGGAGAAUAGUCACGGCGAUAAAGAGAGAUCGCAAACGCUUUUUGAACAAAUUUUGAAUUCUUACCCGAAAAGAACUGAUGUUUGGUCAUGUUAUGUGGAUUCUUUGAUUAAAUCCGGAGAUAUUGAAAUAGCGAGAAGAAUUCUUGAGAGAUCUGUUACGACACAAGUACUUCCACCUAGAAAAAUGAAGGUUUUGUUUAAAAAGUACAUUAAUUUUGAAGAACAGCAUGGAAAUGAAAAGAAUGUUCAAAAUGUUCGAGAUAUGGCCAAUGAAUAUGUAAAAGAACACAGUGGACAAGAUGGAUAAAAAAAUACUAUUUUUUUCUUAUUCUUUGUACAUAUUUUUAUGUAAACUCAACAUUUAUGUUAUUACUUUCUAUGUUUACUUAAAAAUUGAACUCGUUUUAGUGGAAAAAAUAAAACGAUUUUUUUAAAAA
Messenger RNA from Leptopilina heterotoma, 4393 nucleotides. RefSeq names its product protein RRP5 homolog (gene Rrp5). Gene Ontology annotation, biological process: rRNA processing. Gene Ontology annotation, molecular function: protein binding; RNA binding. The transcript is spliced from 5 exons. Gene Ontology annotation, cellular component: nucleolus; nucleus; small-subunit processome. NCBI's taxonomy places the organism in Eukaryota, Metazoa, Arthropoda, Insecta, Hymenoptera, Figitidae. The record is from RefSeq and is a predicted model, not a curated record. The coding region runs from base 157 to 4263 and encodes 1368 amino acids.